AUGUCACCUCUGGAAUGUUCUGAGUGUUUUGGUGACCAACUUCUGCAUAGGACCUAUACCUGGCACCUAACAUUGCACUCAAGGCCACAUUUUACAAGAAAAAGAGAUACCAGACCUGAAAACCUAGAAAUUCCAAUCAAUGUGGUUCUACCUCAGAGGGGCACGGCCGAGCCCUUCCUGAGGCUCCACAACCUGUACUCCAGCCCGCGCUGCCCCAGGCAGGCCGCCCUGCCCAGGCCCAGCCGCAGGGUGGUCAGCCAGCACUCCUACCCGCUGAAUCGCUUCUCCUCUGUGCCCCUGGACCCCAUGGAGCGCCCCACCUCCCAGGCGGACCUGGAGCUGGACUACAACCCUCCCCGCGUGCAGCUCAGCGACGAGAUGUUCGUGUUUCAGGACGGGCGGUGGGUGAACGAGAACUGCCGCCUGCAGUCGCCCUACUUCUCCCCCUCGUCGUCCUUCCACCACAAGCUGCACCACAAGCGGCUGGCCAAGGAGUACCUGCUGCAGGACGAGAACAAGUGCCUGCGGGAGGAGAACCGCGCCCUGCGCGAGGAGAACAAGACCCUCCGCAAGGAGAACAAGAUCCUGCAGGUCUUCUGGGAGGAGCAGAAGCUGUCGCCCGGCCGCGAGGACAGCCGGGCCUCGUCGCCGCUGCUGCGCAAGGACGAGGAGAGCCAGGCGGCCGCGGGCCUGGAGGACGGCAGCCAGCCCCUGGAGCUGCUGCGGGAGAUGAACCAGGCGCUGCAGGCCCUGCGGGUUGAGAACCAGAGCCUGCAGGUCCUGCGCGAGGAGAACCGGCUCCUGCAGGAGGAGAACCGCGCGCUGCACGUGCUGCGCGAGGAGCACCGGCUGUUCCAGGAGGAGAACAAGGCGCUGUGGGAGAACAACAAGCUGAAGCUGCAGCAGAAGCUGGUCAUCGACACGGUGACCGAGGUCACCGCCCGCAUGGAGAUGCUCAUCGAGGAGCUGUACGCCUUCAUGCCGGGCAAGAGCAAGGACCCCAAGAAGCCCCCCAGGGUCUGA
This is a messenger RNA of Myotis brandtii (Brandt's bat), 1023 nucleotides long. RefSeq names its product spermatid associated (gene CBY2). The record is from RefSeq and is a predicted model, not a curated record. The transcript has 4 exons. Lineage: Eukaryota; Metazoa; Chordata; Mammalia; Chiroptera; Vespertilionidae. The coding region runs from base 1 to 1023 and encodes 340 amino acids.